Molecule: messenger RNA, 2304 nt
Organism: Podarcis muralis (Common wall lizard)
Lineage: Eukaryota; Metazoa; Chordata; Lepidosauria; Squamata; Lacertidae
Source: RefSeq, a predicted model, not a curated record
AAAAGGAGGAAGGAGGAGAGAGGGAGGAGGAAGGAGCAGGGGUCGCUGCACCUGCAUUUUACCUGUGCGAUGGUCCCCGUCGCGCGCCCAGGUGCGCCGGCAGAGCCAUUCCCCGCCCUUGCGCGUCCAGAUCCGAGAUAUUUCCAGCGGAGUCUGGCCCCCGAGGGCGAGCGCGCCCACCUGAGCCGGCCCUCGGGUAGCUCCCACCCACCCACCUACCUACCUAGCCACCUGCCUGCCUGUCCUUUUGCUGGCAAGCAGCCCAGGGGUGGCACCGCCCGCCAGCACCCUCCUCCUCCACCACCUGCGUCUCACCAGACGCGGAAAAGCACCUUUCCCCUCUCCUCCAUCGCCGCCCAAAACGAUCCGUGGGAAAUGUAGUUUAACCAGGUGCUGCGAACUGUAGUUUGACCCCGGCUACAGUUCCGGAGCAGCCUGGAUAAAGCGCAGCUCCCGGGGUUCUUUCUGGACGAAGGAAUCGAAACGUUUUGCGCGAUGUCGGAACAGGAGGGAAAGGUUCACUUUGAAGCCGGGCAAGAAAAUAGCAAAGAGUCGGUGCCAAUCAGGUAUAGAAAAAUGGGGAAUUGUGGGCAGGAAGGUGGGAAUAGCUAAAUUAAUGGUUCUUCUAAUCCGAGUUAAAAACAAAAGAGGAAUGUAAAAGGGUAAAAUUGAUGGGAACUGCAGCCAGGCAGGUUCUAGCGAGCAAUUGGAAAAAAUGCAGAAGAGAUAGGGGUGAACCAGUGGAGGAAAAAACCGAAUAACAUUAUAAUUUUAGAAUAUCUAACUGUGAAGGUACACAGAAUGAAAGGGUUUAAGGUCAGCGAGAAAGAGGAGGAUCGGUUUUGGAAUUAUUUGGGUCGUGAGGAGAUCAUCCCCCCUUUUUUCUCUCUCUCUCCUCCUCUCUCUGUUCAUCCUGCUGGAAAGUUGGGGGAUGGCAUCCCUUUUCAGGGAACCCCCCAACCCCAAGCCGGCCCCUGCCAAGCCUCUCACAGACCUGGAUUUCCGUUCCGGGGCACGCAUCGAAGAGAUCAACCAGCUCAUCCAAGAAUACGAGGCCAGGGACCCAGGCGUCCGGGACGCCCCAGAACUCCACCGUGCAAAGGAUAAGAUUUUCUCCCUGCUGGGUCAGGUCCAGAAAUCCGAGGGGAAGCUUCCUCCCAUCAACCGCUACUUGAUCCUCUCCGGCGGAGCCCAGCGGGGCACCAUCCACGUCGAUCCUGGCACCUUGUGCCCUCUUUCCGCCGGGGGCGACUACGACGCCGACUUCACCCUUCUGGUGCCCGUCCUGAACGCGGCCGGGGUCCCUGUCACCUUGGACAUGAAGCAGACCCCCCCGGGCCACGCACAGAUCAGCCUCCAGCCCUUCGGCCCCGAGACGCUGACCCGCUGGUCGGACUGCUGCUCAGGCGACGAGGCCCACCUGUCGGCCGAGCUGGUUUGCGAGUGGCUCUCGCGCUCCUUCCCCGCCGACGCGGACGUGCGGGUCGAGCGGCGCGGCUCCGUCACCUCCCUGAUCGUCCGCGUCGGGCUUCGCCGCGUCCUCUACGACGUCCUCCCGGUUGUGGCCUUCAAGGGCUGGCCGGAAGUUGCCCAGUCGUGGUUGGCGCAAGCCCAUUUCUGGGACGGCAAAAUGACGGACGAAGAAGCAGCCGGCAGCUUUUACCUCAUACCGUCCGCGUCCUUCGGCGCCUGGCGCCUGGCCUUUUCGGCCAGCGAGCUGCACCUCCGCCGGAUCCUGCCCCCGCCCCUUCUCCGCGCCCUCCGGGCCGCCAUGGCCAUGCUGGGCUGCGACCUGCGCGGAGGCCUGGGGCCCUACCACCUCUUCACCUUGGCGUUGUGGUCGUGCGAGCGGCUGCCGUCCAGCUACCUCGGCCGGGACGAGAACGCGGCGCACGCCUUGCUGGGCCUCUUGGAUGACCUCUCCGCCGGCUUGGCGCACCGGCGCCUCCCCAGCUACUUCCUGCCGCAAUGGAACCUUCUGGAAGGGCUCGCUCGGCCGGCCCUCGAGGGCCUGGCCCGGGAGGUCGCCUGGGUGAGGGCCGACCCAUGCCGGUUCCUCCGGCGAGCCGUUGAAGGUGCCAAGGAAGCCAAGCGGUUGGCCAAGGCCUUCAGGGAGCGGGGUGCGUCCCCCACGGCGCCGUGACCCCUUCCACGGAACGGGCACUUUGGCUUCAGGUGGAAAAAUGGUGCCAACGAGGGCCGCCUUUGCCCAUUGCUGAAGCAAUCAUGGCUUCGCCCCAAUGCAGCCUUUCUCAGCCUGUGGGUCCCCAGAGGUUGUUGGACUACAACUCCCAUCAUCCCUAG